Molecule: messenger RNA, 348 nt
Organism: Knipowitschia caucasica
Lineage: Eukaryota; Metazoa; Chordata; Actinopteri; Gobiiformes; Gobiidae
Source: the annotation of a GenBank genome assembly
AUGCGGUGCGCACAGAUGGAGGUGGCAGGCGCAGGUGGAGCGGACCGCGCGCUCUGCUGCCUGUGCGCGCGGGGAGAGGAGGGCGCGAACCCGGGACUGGAGCCUCACCCCCUCCUCACCCCGUCCUCACCCCUCCUGCUAUUGAAAAGAUUUCUCUCUCCUUGUGACCAGAGCGUCAGGAUGAGGCACCUGUACGACACCAGGAAGACCAGUUUGGAGCUUACUCGCUGCUGCCCUCACACCGUCCACACAACCGCAGCCACAACAGUCCACCGUAACCAUGGAGACGACAAACUCAUUCUGGCAGGGCUGGGUGUACUCCUGGGGUCCCGCAAGUCCAAGUUCUAA